AUGGUAUCCGUGAAGAAAUUUGCUAGAUGGCUGAGGGCUAUAUGCACGAUUCUCUUAUCCCGGAACGCGCCCGCUGACAGAUUGAAAGCAAUUGGUUACGUCGAGCAGGCAGUGACAGUAUUGGAGACUCAAGAGCACGAUGAAAGCUCCGAAAUCGAGGCCUAUCCGGCGGACGAGCGCCAGUGGCUCCUUGCCACCACGUACAAUACUGGUAUCGAGUGCUUACACGCAUCGCUAUUGGACGAGGCCAAGCGAUGGUUUGAAGCAUCCACCGUCAUUUGUCGAUAUGUGCCCGAUGGUGAACAGCGUGCGGAGAAGAUUUCUGCAACGUAUACGCACUUGCUGUCUCGAUACGCCUCGGAUUCUUAG
Molecule: messenger RNA, 369 nt
Organism: Gloeophyllum trabeum ATCC 11539
Lineage: Eukaryota; Fungi; Basidiomycota; Agaricomycetes; Gloeophyllales; Gloeophyllaceae
Exons: 4
Coding region: 1-369 (122 amino acids)
Biological process (GO): regulation of synaptonemal complex assembly
Source: RefSeq, a predicted model, not a curated record